GGUCACAUGGGGUUUCAAAGCUUAAUUUUUCUGAAACGUGAAAGCAUUUAAACCAAAUCUGCGCUCUCACUUCCUACAUAAUCACGCGCCAUGCUGCUCUUUUCACUGCACUUGCAGUCUCCUCAGUUCUCACAUUCACUUCUUCCCCAUGGAAACCUUCAGAAAAUCUUCUAUAAAGCCUUGGAAGAAAGGUCCAACCAGAGGCAAAGGCGGUCCUCUGAAAGCCUCCUGCCAAUACCGGGGAACGAAACUGCCUUGGCUUAUGAUGAGGCUGCAAGGAGACUCUAUGGACCUGAUGCUUACCUCAAUCUCCCUCACCUUCAACCCAACUCAUAUUCUCAUCCCACGAACAGAUUCAAAUGGAUUCCUUCAAAGGAUUUCAUCUCCAUGUUUCCUUCUUGUGGUCUGCUCAAUAUCAAUGCCCAACCUAGUGUUCAUGUUAUCCAUCAGAGGCUUGAAGAACUCAAGAAGAACAACGGAGCUCUGAACCAAUCUUCUUCUUCUUCUUCUAGCUUAUCUUCAUGUGAAUCAAAAACUGAUACUCAGGUCAAAAGCAAGAAGAGCCAGAGGCAGAUAGAAAAUCUGACAACCAAGGAGAAAGAUGUGGAUAUUUUGUCAGAGAAAAUGCUGCAGCGAGAGAAACCACAGAUUGAUCUAAAUGAGUUCCUUCAGCAGCUUGGAAUAGUGAGAGAGGAAAAGCAGUCACAAACAGAAGGAAUAGGUGGAAUUCCUACAGAGAAAUUGUCAGAGUCAGUGAUGGAUUCUAAUGUAAGCAAUUUCGAAGAACAUGUAGCCUUCGGAGAGAAGAGCUUCAACUGGGAUGCUCUGAUAGAGAUGAAUGGAAUUGGAGCAGAUCAUCAAGGAGCCAAUGCCAGCUUCCAUGUUCAUGAUAUUCUAGAGGAGCUAAUGUGGCCUACAUCCAUUUGGAACUUCUAAAAUUAGUAAUAAAUAGAUCUCUUGAUCUGCAGUUAAGUUAGGUACUAUGAUGUUUAGUAGUAGUGCAGGUUGCAUUGCCGUAUCAAGAUGGCAUUUUUGUCCAUUUCUGUAAACUUAUUAAGGAGACAAAGACAUUGUUACUAACCACUAGUAAUCAAAUCCCUAAAAUGUA
Rubroshorea leprosula is the source of this 1108-nucleotide messenger RNA. NCBI's taxonomy places the organism in Eukaryota, Viridiplantae, Streptophyta, Magnoliopsida, Malvales, Dipterocarpaceae. The record is from the annotation of a GenBank genome assembly.